CUUAGUGUUUGAGAGCUUAGUUCAUACAUAGUUUUGUGAGUGUAAUCAAUUUUUUUAGUUCUUCUCAAGAGCCAUGUCUGCCACAUUGCUGCUGCUUCUUGCAGUAUUAUCUUCCACUGCAGUGCUACUUACUGGGGCACAAUCCAUUGGUGUGUGUUACGGAGCAAACGGAGACAAUCUACCACCAAGGCAAGAAGUGGUGGAUCUCUACAAAUCAAACGGAAUUGGCAAAAUCCGUUUAUACUACCCCGACGAAGGUGCCCUUCAAGCUCUCGGAGGAUCAAACAUAGAAGUGAUACUCGGUGUUCCCAAUGACCAACUUCAAUCCGUCACCGACGCCGGAGGUGCCUCAGAUUGGGUCAACAAGUACGUAACACCCUAUUCAAACGUCAAUUUCAAGUACAUUGCCGUCGGCAACGAAGUUCCCUCCGGCGACGCUUUAGCAGGUUCAGUUCUUCCGGCACUUCAAAGCAUUCAAACCGCAAUUUCCUCAGCCAAUUUGCAAGAGCAGAUCAAAGUCUCCACCGCCAUAGACACCUCUCUACUGGGCAACUCCUACCCACCGAACGACGGCGUUUUCCGCGACGAUGCAACUUCAUACAUAACUCCGAUCGUAAACUUCUUAGCCCAAAACGGUGCCCCGCUUCUCGCAAACGUGUACCCUUACUUCGCCUACGUUCAAAACCAGCAAAGCAUUACUCUUGAUUACGCCUUGUUUACGCAACAAGGCAACAACGAAGUUGGGUACCAAAACCUGUUCGAUGCAUCGUUGGAUUCCUUGUACGCGGCUCUUGAGAAAAUAGGACAAUCGAAUGUUGAGGUUGUCGUGUCGGAGAGUGGGUGGCCAUCGGAAGGUGAUGUCGGAGCCAGUGUUGACAACGCAGGAACGUAUUACAGGAAUUUGAUUACUCAUGCCAAGGGUGGCACCCCGAAGAGGCCUAAUGGACCCAUAGAGACUUAUCUCUUUGCCAUGUUCGAUGAAAACCAGAAGGAUGGUGCAGAAACUGAGAGACACUUCGGUCUCUUCAAUCCUGACAAAUCACCAAAAUACCAACUCGGUUUCAAUUGAAACAGGUUAUUGAUCAAUGAUCAUAAUAAUAAACUCGGUGUUGUUACAAUAAUCAUAAGAAUAAAGAUGUCUAAUAAUAUGCACCGACAAUGUACUGAGAUAUAUAAUAAGUGCAUGUCAUGAUGUUCCUAAACCUAAUUAUUAAUGAAUGUCUCAGAAUCUUUUCAUGUUUA
Messenger RNA from Vigna unguiculata (cowpea), 1242 nucleotides. RefSeq names its product glucan endo-1,3-beta-glucosidase-like. Gene Ontology annotation, biological process: carbohydrate metabolic process. The record is from RefSeq and is a predicted model, not a curated record. Gene Ontology annotation, molecular function: hydrolase activity, hydrolyzing O-glycosyl compounds. Lineage: Eukaryota; Viridiplantae; Streptophyta; Magnoliopsida; Fabales; Fabaceae.